Exophiala oligosperma is the source of this 1842-nucleotide messenger RNA. RefSeq lists its product as uncharacterized. Gene Ontology annotation, cellular component: extracellular region. The record is from RefSeq and is a predicted model, not a curated record. NCBI's taxonomy places the organism in Eukaryota, Fungi, Ascomycota, Eurotiomycetes, Chaetothyriales, Herpotrichiellaceae. The coding region runs from base 16 to 1653 and encodes 545 amino acids. Gene Ontology annotation, biological process: carbohydrate metabolic process. The transcript is spliced from 2 exons. Gene Ontology annotation, molecular function: chitinase activity.
GCGUGACACAUCAACAUGCCAUGCCAUAGACUCUUCCUACUUCCCUUUUUGUCCCUUGUGAUUCUCUGCACUAGUCCAGUCCUCGUGUCGGGCUCCGACUGGAACAGCAUCCCAAACAGCCUCCACCAUCUACUCCAUACGAUUGAAAACCAAGACCACGAGAAGCAUUUCGCCGGACUCGAACGGAGAGACACGGCGGCCCGAGCAUCAUACUGGAGACCCCUGCAGCUCUCGCAGAGAGAUGACCCCCCUGCGGACCUGGAGACCCAGCUCAUCAACGUCGCCAGCCAGCUCACGUCCACGCUGAACGCGCUUUGGGGCAUCAUCCAGCAUGAAUACAACAUCGGCCCUCCGGUCAUCGCCUCGGGGUCAGCAUCAUAUCCCGACCCCACGGUAUUUCCGAUAACGGUGGUGACCGACGGCCACGCUGGCAGCCAUUCGACACCACCAGUAGUGCCACCUCCCGGUCCACCACCAACGUCGGCAGGGUCGUCACCUCUUCAGCAGCAAACGCCCGGCGCAUACGCCUUCGACCCGCAAGCAUCAAAUCUCAACGUCGUGUACUACUCCCAAACCGACCUGACCGGGACCGUCACUCUGACUCAGGUCUGCUCGGAUCCUUCAAUCGACGCGGUCAUCCUCGCCUUCAUCACCGGGCUCUUCGGCCCAGGAGGCUACCCGAGCAUGAACAUGGCGUCCAAUUGCUGGGCACCCAGCGCCGCACAACAGGAUGCCGGCGCGGCGGGCUUGCUCGACUGCGUGGGUGACGGUUUCGCCGCCCAAAUCUCCUCGUGCCAGUCCCUGGGCAAGAAGGUCCUGAUCAGCAUGGGCGGCGCAUAUUCCAACCUCCAAAUCUCGAGCGCCGACCAAGCAACACAAGCCGCUCGCUUACUAUGGAAUUUGUUUCUGGGCGGCACCGAUGCCACGACCGCACCACUUCGUCCCUACGGUAGCGUGAUCCUCGAUGGGAUUGAUCUAGACAACGAAAAACCAGGCAAUGCCCAAUACAUGCCUUCCCUCAUGACGGCGCUGAGGACCCUCAUGGCCACCGACUCCCGAAAGCCGUACUACCUCUCCGCGGCGCCCCAGUGUCCUCAACCGGACCAGUCCAUCCUCGUCCCCGAACUUGUCACUGUAAUCGACUUUUUCAACGUCCAAUUCUACAACAACCCGUCGUGCCAGCUCGACGCGGGCCAGGGGUUUCUCGACUCCCUGACUUCCUGGUCAAACAGUCUCCUUCUGCCUCCAGCCACGGGCAACAACAAUCCCUCGGGAUCGUGGCCAAGGCCAUCAUCAUCACCACCACCACCACCACCACCACCAUCAACCCGACCCAAAAGAUCAUCACGCGUUCGUAGAACACAGAUACCACCACCCCCCUUGGAUCCAGGCGCGGGAAGUAAUCCAUUCGUCAACAUCAACAACGGCAUCACGUCUCCGAGACUCCUCGUCGGCACGCCCGCUUUCAGCGCCGCGGGGAGCGGGUACGUUACCGUCGCACAAUACCAAAACAUACUGGAACAGGUCAAGGCUCUCCAUCUACCGAACCUGGCGGGGGCCACGUUCUGGGACGGCGCUUACGAGAUCAAAAGCGGCGGCGCCGGGGCGACGAACAUGACCUACGCUCAGGUUGUUCGGGAGGUGUUUGGAUGACAAUCUGUAGGAAAUCACCCUGAAGGAGGGUGAAUGUUUUGACUUAACAAUUGAUAAAGAGCGCGGGAAGGGAAAUUAAUCGUCUUCGUCCUGGCACGAAUACUGCGAACGUCUAGCAUGCUGGGAAGGCGACAUUGUCCGAAACCCAGUUUAGAAAGUAAUGUUCGAAAUUUCAAGUCAUGCUCGUCC